CCUAAAUCAAGCGCCUUAGCUUGAAGUGACGCCGUGCAUGGGAAUGCCAUGGGCCUUCCUUUGCAUUACGAGGAGGUUGCGGCAGAACAUUUGGCCUUCCAGCAGUCUCUAGCACGAAAGGGUCGCUUGACUCAUUUGCGGGUCCUGCGGCGCCGCAUUCCUCUGAUGGGAUCCAUUUGGGAUGAUGAGGAGAACACCUACCGCUUUCUGCGGACCGCUGGGUUUUUGAGCCCAGCCUCCUGUUUCAACUCCACAGGUAGGGCACGAAGGUGCUGCCGGCGCCCUUGGGCAAAGUCCCAACGGUCGUGCUUCGACAGCAGCCGUCCGGCCGAGCUGUGUUGCUACAAGGAGCAGCACCGGCGCAGUCUCUUCGCUCCCCAAGGGCCCCUCUACGGGGCUGCCGUGAGCCGCGGUGUGGCGGACUGCAGAGCGCUGGCUCACCUGCGGGCUGCAGAUGUAGUGGACUGGUUGGAGCAGUUGCUCCAGCUGCCUUGGCAUCUCCACGGCCCCUGCCUCACCAGUGCCCUGGCGCGACGCCUCGCCGCAGCGCCGCUGCCGCGCGCGCUGCGCGCGCUGCGACGCCUCGCUGCCGCGCAGCUGGGGCGCCAGGCGCUGAAUGCGGCGCGGAGGAAUCUGAUGUGGUGGAGUGACAAAGUGCCCCUACCCUCCAGUGCCCUGCGGCUGUUGCGCAACGUCACCUUGCGGCUGCGCAGAAGUGACAUGGCACCGGCACCGGUGAUGCAGCUCCACGUGGCAAAGACUGCGGGGACGAUGAGCCUCUGUCACUGGGCCAAUCGCAGUGGUUUCAGUUCCCUGUUGCCGGUGGGGCUCAUGAAUCGCUGCCAGCUUUUGGGCGACGGACCCUUUUGGUUUGGAGAACGUGCCUCACCAGCCAGCUGCCCACAGCGUCUGGUUGAGUCACCUGGAAUUCUUGGGAUGACUUUGGGUUUGGGUGCAGUGAACAACUGCUAA
Messenger RNA from Cladocopium goreaui, 972 nucleotides. The record is from the annotation of a GenBank genome assembly. Lineage: Eukaryota; Dinophyceae; Suessiales; Symbiodiniaceae.